Molecule: messenger RNA, 1769 nt
Organism: Hydractinia symbiolongicarpus
Lineage: Eukaryota; Metazoa; Cnidaria; Hydrozoa; Anthoathecata; Hydractiniidae
Exons: 4
Coding region: 592-1476 (294 amino acids)
Biological process (GO): regulation of apoptotic process; extrinsic apoptotic signaling pathway in absence of ligand; intrinsic apoptotic signaling pathway in response to DNA damage
Cellular component (GO): mitochondrial outer membrane
Molecular function (GO): protein homodimerization activity; protein heterodimerization activity
Source: RefSeq, a predicted model, not a curated record
UAGCUAGAGCAUGAGUUGACAAAAGACAGUUGUCAUCUCCAGAGAUGUGAUCCAAAUUUAAAACGGUUAUUCAAUCAGGAUGUUCAUUAAUCGGAAGAAAUAUGAUACGUUUAUUAUCCGUGAAAGCAUAUGUUGGAAAGGAAGGACGGAAUAAUUUUAAUGACUGCUGCGAUUUUCUGCAGCAAUUACGCGCGGAAAAGAAUUUUCUUUCUAUCAGCAAAUAGCUAAUAAUAUUUGUGUAUUUUGACCUAUUAUGUAGUUUCUCCAAUCGCCAGCAAAAAUUAAAAAUUCCAAACUCAAUCCCAAGGCUUCUUCCUCACUUUCUGAUAUGCGUUAUGGUGUGAUCCACACAACAGAAAACGAAAAAGAAACCCUGGGAACGAGGCUGUUUCAACAAUUAACAAAGUAUAAAUUAAAUUCAUAAAGUAGGAAAGUUUAUAGUAGUAGGAUAAACAAUGAAAUUAGUCAGGCUUUGAGACUAACUGUACUUUUUUGUGUGUGUCAGAUAAAUGAUCAAGUACAAAAAGUGGAUUUGGAGGGCGUUUGGAGGGUGAUUUCGAAAAUAAACAAACAUUGCAAUAACCAGAAGAGAUGUGCGAAGCGAAGGAGCAACAGAAUACACUCUGGAUUUAUUUAUAUCGUUGUUCGAAGCUUGGACCAAGAUCAAUAUGGCGCAAACAAGAGGUAUGCCUGCUGGAAGAACAAUCACGUGCUGUGUGCGAUAAAGCGAUACGACAUCGCAUGGAGAGAGUUUGUAUUGAUCAUUCGCCAAUAAAAAGUCCGAACAUCAGAGCGAAACCUUCCGCUGAAGCACUUGCCUGCAUUUACGAUAUUAUGGAUGUUUUGGUGGCGUCCAAUCCUGAGUUAUAUACUGAUGUUUCUUUUAAGAUGAAUAUGAACAUUCAUGACGAGAGAGCUGUUUGUCGAGCGUACAGCGACUUUGCAGAAAGUUUGUUUCAAAAAGGCGUCACCUGGCCACUGAUCACAGCGUUGUUCGCUUUCUCAGGAAGUCUUGCAGCAGAGUGUACAAGAAAUGGUCGCAGUAUAUUAGUUCGAAGCAUCUGCGAUUGGGCCACCGUGUUUAUCGUGAUGCGUUUGAAAGAAUGGUUAAAAGAAAACAAUGGAUGGGAAGGUAUUGUCAGUUACUUUGGUGAGCGAUCAUUCUCAGCUGGUCAAUGUGCGUCUUCAUUUAUCAAAUCUGGACGAGCUCAAAUAAGAAGAGCAUCACUUAUGUUGGUCAAAGAAGAUUAUAAAAAAGAAAUACUCGAAAAAUGUGUCUCUGGCGUUAAACUAAACAAUGAACUUUUUCAAAAAGGCAUAUUUUCUUUUAAAAUCAUUCAAACGCUAUUUCUGUUUGUCGCUUUGUUAUUUCUGGUCGUGUGUAUAACGACCGCCAACUUUAAUCGCACCAUAUUUAAUCCGUCUCAUAAUGAGGUUGGCGCGAAUUCAGUAAGAUGUGAAAAAUAUUUAUCAUGACAAAAAAUUAGAAUAUAUGUUGAGAAAUCCGAAGAAAGAGCGAUGUUGCAUUGUGGGUUAAUACAGUAGCUAAUGUUGUUUCAACAUAAAAACUUUCAAAAAAACAACUUGAAGAAGCUAAUGAACUUGUACAAACUUGGAGGAAAACGAGCGAGACAUCAAACUUUACAAUUUGGCAGUCUUAACAUGAAAUUUCAUUCCGAAUCGUCUUAUGCUGUAUGUAGAUAUCUGUUAAUAUAUUUUAAAAUUUAAAAAUAUUUAAGAAUUGUGUAAAUAAAUUUCAUGUCGCAUGG